Molecule: messenger RNA, 666 nt
Organism: Marasmius oreades (fairy-ring Marasmius)
Lineage: Eukaryota; Fungi; Basidiomycota; Agaricomycetes; Agaricales; Marasmiaceae
Exons: 5
Coding region: 1-666 (221 amino acids)
Source: RefSeq, a predicted model, not a curated record
AUGUUACUUGUCCUCAGUUUUUUUCUACUUCCUCUGGCCGUAACGUCGCAACAGGUCAACCUUUACCACCGCCUCCAACUACUAAAUGGCCAGCAGAGUACAUUCAUCAAACGAGGUGCUAUUGUUUACGAGGACUCCCAUUCAGCGUCAUAUCACCCUUCACCUUCCGCGUUAGAACAUUAUGGUCAGUUCUCUGCCACAUUGCAAGAGAUUGACCGUGUGGAUCAGGACCGAAUUUUGUAUCAAGUUGCGCUUGAACGAGAUGGAGAUUGGGAUAUCUCCUCCGUCAAAUGGUGCCAUCUUCCUCAGAUUUCCUCCGAAACGUUGAUUCUUCAUACAACGGAUACAUCUCAACCAACGUCACACGCCAUAGAUUAUUUCGUUUCCCCCAUCCUGCCUGAUGGCGCUUGUCCUGUAAAAGGCUCACUCUCUGCCAGCUUCGAGCAUCUGGCGAGGUUGAACACCACUGUAUUGCUUCGUACACCUAGAUUACCUCCCCUCCCUGAAUUGCGAACCCCUCCACCUCUGACGCCAGAGGGAAAGCCUGCCGAGCCGGUUCCAGAAAAAUCCUUCAUUCAAAAGUAUUGGAUGUACAUCGCUGCGGCUUUGGUUGCUUUACUCAUGUCCGGCGGUGCGUCCGAAGAGGGACAAGGCGGUCAGAAGUAG